Messenger RNA from Penicilliopsis zonata CBS 506.65, 632 nucleotides. RefSeq lists its product as hypothetical. The transcript is spliced from 4 exons. Lineage: Eukaryota; Fungi; Ascomycota; Eurotiomycetes; Eurotiales; Aspergillaceae. Bases 117 to 512 code for a protein of 131 amino acids. The record is from RefSeq and is a predicted model, not a curated record.
UAUCCUAUCUCAUUCUCACACUACGUAGUUUACUACAUACAACUACAACUACACACAACUACAACUACAACUACAACUACAUCUACAACUACAUCUACAUCUACACAUACUGCUCAAUGAACUACCCCCGCAUCACAAUCGAAUAUUGCACCCAGUGCAAAUGGAUGCUUCGGGCCGCCUACUUCGCUCAAGAACUCCUCUCCACCUUCGGAACGAGUAUAGGCGAGAUAGCCCUCAUCCCAGCCACGGGGGGUAAAUUCACCGUGACCAUCUACGAGUCCGCCGAGGAGGUCAAGGAGACGCGCUUGUGGGAUCGGAAGGAGAGGGGGGGGUUCCCUGAAGUCAAGGUUCUUAAAGGGCUGGUCAGGAAUGUGAUUGACCCGGGGAGAGAUCUGGGACAUACGGAUCGGGCGCUGACUGCUACUGCUACUGCUACUGCUACUGCUACUACUGGGGAUAUUACUACUACUACUACUACUGCUGCCUCUGAAUGUCAGGAUUGUCAAAUCUAGAAAAAAAAAAAAAAAAAAAAAACAUCCAAAAGUAUCCAAAAGUAUCCAAGAAGCGGGCAAAAAAGUACCAAAGCCCUAGAGAAGAUAAAACGCCCAGUAAGUCAUUCCUCGUCAGAUCCU